AUGUCCGAGGUCUUCCCUUACACCCACCCAACCGGGUAUUUAUUUUCCAUCAACGAACGCGUCGCGUUGGCGACCUCGUUGCCGUUGUUGAUGACGCACACCAAACGCCGUCGCGUUCAGGUCUGGGGGAAGGUUUUCGGCCAUAAAGCGAAUUACAUCCUCGCUCAGGCCUUCGACGACGACCUCGUCGCGGAGCCGGAGCUUUUUUACAGCAUCGACGAAGGCCUCACCUUCACCCUGAUCGGCACGACCUCGUCGUUGUUAAGCAGCGUCUCGCAUGUGGGGAGCACCCCGAUGGAGCAGGAGGCUUUUAAACACCGCCUGCUGGGGGAGAUCCGCGGGACCUUCAUGGGGGAUCCCGCGUAUGAAUAUCGCGUCACUUCGCUUCAGACGAGCCCGUCGUCCGGGGAAGGGGGGGUUUCGCGGAGUUACAAAGAAUCCCUCCGCGUCGCGCUCUUCGUGGAGGAGCAUGAUUACCAUUGCCGGGUCGCCCCGCGCGGGUCGUUCUUCCACAGCGAACGGCAAGAUGGGUUGGAGCGGGAGAUUAAGCUGAACCCGGCCUUUGCCGGGCUCCCACGGGCUUUAGAAGGGGCCUUGUCGUUGCAAAAUUACUAUCACAUCCGCGCACCGAAUCCUUACCGGCGGCUUCUUAGUAUGCAGUCCGGAAAGGCCCCGUUGGAGGCGAUGUUUGAGAAUAUCAGCAUCGACGCGGCGUUCGUGAGUAUCGCGGAGGAUAUCCCGACGAAUUUGUGGCGGCUGCAGUACGACCCGCUUUACGACCUCGUCGUUGGGCGGAAUGCGCAAUUUCCAGGCUCCGUUUUUUACCACGUUCCGGAGACUGGGAAGUAUGGGAAUAUUUACAUCGGCGACGGGACGAUCAACCGCAACGUCGCCUUUAUGAUUUAA
This is a messenger RNA of Phytomonas sp. EM1, 906 nucleotides long. The record is from the annotation of a GenBank genome assembly. Lineage: Eukaryota; Euglenozoa; Kinetoplastea; Trypanosomatida; Trypanosomatidae.